Haliotis rubra (blacklip abalone) is the source of this 1632-nucleotide messenger RNA. Its product is annotated as sedoheptulokinase-like. Gene Ontology annotation, molecular function: sedoheptulokinase activity. Gene Ontology annotation, biological process: carbohydrate metabolic process. Bases 105 to 1499 code for a protein of 464 amino acids. The transcript is spliced from 6 exons. Gene Ontology annotation, cellular component: cytosol. The record is from RefSeq and is a predicted model, not a curated record. NCBI's taxonomy places the organism in Eukaryota, Metazoa, Mollusca, Gastropoda, Lepetellida, Haliotidae.
ACAAUAUUGACGUGCAACAGGUGAGAUAGACAUUUAUGACUGUGGUUUAUGACUGACUGCGCAUAUUAGAGUGACAGCAUCAGAGCCACAUGUGAAGAUAAGCUAUGUCUGAAAAGCAGCCAUAUGCACUGGGUAUUGACAUUGGGACUACAUCAGUGAAGGUGUCUGUGCUGGACAUAGUGUCACAGGAAACCGUCUGCUCAACCUCCCAGAAGUCAGCAGCAGAAACUGUCAGUGAUGUUGGCCAUCUUGGAUUCGAGCAGGACCCAAACAAAAUUCUGCAGGCAUUGAGUGAAUGCAUCACAAAGAUCCCAGCCAGCGCCAAAAAGCAAGUUGUUGGGAUUGGAGUCACAGGACAGAUGCAUGGACUCAUGUUGUGGAAGAGCGAGGAGGUUACCGAGGCAACUGAUCUAAACACAGAGGUCGUCACCAGUCCUCUCUACACAUGGAUGGACCAGCGCUGCACCCCGGACUUCCUGGCCACCCUCCCUGCUCCCUCGUCCCACCUACAGCUAGCCACGGGGCAUGGCUGUGCCACGUUGUUCUGGCUGACUCGACACAAGGGGGAGGUCAUCACUGACCGGGGCUACAACUGUAGUGGGUCAGUGAUGGACUAUGUUGUAGCCAGACUCUGUGGCUUGAAGAACCCAGUCACUUCGGUCCAAGUGGCAGCUAGUAUGGGAUACUUCAACACAGUGCAGUCAUCUUGGAACACAGACAUACUGUCUGAGAAUGGCUUCCCGACUGACCUGUUGGCGAAGGUCGUGCCGGCAGGGGCAGUAGCUGGUCAGCUGCAGCAUCCAUGGCUGGGCAUCCUGCCACACAUCCCAGUCUAUGCCGCCCUGGGGGACGUGCAGUGUGCCUUUCUGUCCAUCCUCCAAGACCCUGCCGAUGCAGUCCUCAACCUGAGCACGUCAAUUCAAAUGGGCUAUGUUGUCAAGGGAGACAACUCUGUGAGGUCUGACUGUCUGAAGGAGAAGCCCUGUACUCUUGAUUACUUUCCUUACUUCGGUGACGAGUACCUCGCCCUAAGUGCUGGUCUGAAUGGAGGCAACGUACUGCAACACUUUAUGUCAAUGCUGCAGGGAUGGUGCUCGGAGUUUGGAUUUGCUUUGUCGGAAGCUGACAUGUGGGCUAAGCUCAAUGACACUGCUUUGAAAUCAGAAAGGAGCAGCUUGUCCAUUACACCAACCCUGUACGGAGAGCGCCAUCAACCUUCCCUGAAAGCAAGCAUUACAGGAAUAACCAGCAGUAAUACCUCCCUUGGUGAGGUGUACAGAGGCCUGUGUGAUUCUAUCAUAGACAAUCUACAUACACUGAUGCCAGCUCAGUUUUUGACAGAAUUGGGCCAUGUGAAACGGAUUCUGGCAAGUGGGUCAGUUAUUACCAAUAACCCAAUUGUUCAAUCCAGACUGGAGCUGGUGUAUAAGGGUAUUCCUAUUGUGUAUGGACAGUCAGGUGAUUCAGCCAUAGGAGCUGCCAAGAUUGUCAAACACUGAUUUUAUGUAUAAUUAGGGGUGGGUAUUGCAGGGAAUUUUCAUAUUGCGAUAUAUUGUGAUACGAAAGCAUGUAUUGCGAUAUGUAUUGCAAUAUAUUGCAAGAAGUUUUUUUUUUAACAAAAAACUACUUAUA